AUGGCGAACCUACCAACAACAAAGAGCAUCCCGGACAAGGAGACUCCCGGGUUGCGCUACCCCUCCAAUGGAAAGACAAUCUACCACCGUCCCCUCAACCGCACCAAGACGGCCGAGCUCAGCCAGUCCAGCUUCGCAUACCUCUUUAGCGAGAUGGUCUCGUAUGCCCAGCGCAAUGUGAAAGGAAUCGCCGAGUUGGAGCAACGCUUAAACGUCCAGGGCCACUCGAUAGGCCUCAAACUCCUUGAUCUCCUCCUCUUCCGCGAGCCGCCCCGCACUCAGGUGCGCCCGCUAACCAUCAUCGCCCUUCUGCACUUCAUCAAACAAUCCUGCUGGCAACACCUCUUUGGCCGGCAGGCCGACCGUCUUGAAAAGUCCGCCGACCCGGCCAAGCCCGACGAGUAUAUGAUUAUAGACAACGAGCCGCUCGUCAACGCAUUCAUCAGCGUGCCCCGCGAGAUGUCGCAGCUCAACUGUGCCGCCUUCGUCGCCGGCAUCGUCGAGGGCAUCUGCGAUGGCGCAGGGUUCCCCGCGAGGGUGAGCGCGCACAACAUCGCCAGCAAGGACGACAACGAGAUGUGGCCCGGCAAGACUGUCUUUCUCGUUAAGUUCCGGUCGGAGGUGCUGGAGAGGGAGGGAUACCUGGGCAAGAACUAG
Messenger RNA from Colletotrichum truncatum, 657 nucleotides. Its product is annotated as transporter particle component. Lineage: Eukaryota; Fungi; Ascomycota; Sordariomycetes; Glomerellales; Glomerellaceae. The record is from RefSeq and is a predicted model, not a curated record. Gene Ontology annotation, biological process: endoplasmic reticulum to Golgi vesicle-mediated transport. Gene Ontology annotation, cellular component: TRAPPIII protein complex; TRAPPI protein complex; TRAPPII protein complex.